This is a messenger RNA of Nerophis lumbriciformis (worm pipefish), 6453 nucleotides long. RefSeq lists its product as uncharacterized. Lineage: Eukaryota; Metazoa; Chordata; Actinopteri; Syngnathiformes; Syngnathidae. Gene Ontology annotation, cellular component: nucleoplasm. Gene Ontology annotation, molecular function: DNA binding; zinc ion binding. The record is from RefSeq and is a predicted model, not a curated record. Gene Ontology annotation, biological process: positive regulation of DNA-templated transcription; negative regulation of DNA-templated transcription.
UAUUUCUGACACACACAGGACACACAGUACUUCUACAUCACAGAUAGGUGUGCAGAGCGAGACAUCUUGAUGUUCUAAGAGCAAUUAAUCGAUGGCAACUGGACUGUUUGGUUUGAGUUGAAGACGUCUGGACUCUCUUACAAGGCCCCACGGGACAAUUGUGCCUUGUAGGAAGGGUGUGUGCCUGCAGGGGGCGCACAACGCCACAAUGUGUGGCGUCAUGAAGCCAAAGAAGAAGAAGAAAACGACAACAAGGAAGGCGCACAGUUGCACGCACUCAUGAAGGUUCUGCGGUGGAUGUUUUAUCUCGGCUCCAUUUUCACGUAAACCAAGUACGCCCGGCACUUGGACUGUCUGUUGGUGUUCACUCAUUGGGGAAACAUGUAUCGCGGUCGGCCUCCACCGAGGGGACCUUACCCGCCAUCUUUCGAGGGCCGCGGCCGACCGCCGUUGCAGCCUUACCCACCACCAGGCCGCGGAAGGAGCCUAGGCAGACCUCCACACCACUCCGAGCCUUACCCACCACCAGGCCGAGGCAGACCUCCACACCACUCCGAGCCUUACCCACCACCAGGCCGAGGCAGACCUCCACACCACUCCGAGCCUUACCCACCACCAGGCCGCGGAAGGAGCCGAGGCAGACCUCCACACUACUCCGAGCCUUACCCACCACCAGGCCGCGGAAGGAGCCGAGGCAGACCUCCACACCACUACGAGCCUUACCCACCACCAGGCCGAGGCAGACCUCCACACCAUCACGACCACGGCUAUCCGGACCACCGGCGCUCGCCGCCGCACGGAAAAUACCCUCCUUCGCCCUCAAGAGACUACCAUGGUCGAGGGCACUCGUCCGGAUCUCCACACCGAGAGAGGUCUCACUCGCCCCGCCCGGGGCAUCCCAUCAACCACAACCUCGUCAUCACCGUUGACAACGAGCUCACAGGCCCCUCCUCGCAUCACCACGACAGGGACCUACACCGCAAGUAUGAGCACAGUCACAGCCGAGAGCGAAGUCCGGACCGGAGCCGGGCAAAAAGUCGAGGACGCAGCAAGAGCCGGGCGAGGAGCAAGAGCCGGGCGAGGAGCAAGAGCCGGGCGAGGAGCAAGAGCCGGGCAAGGAGCAAGAGCCGGAGUUUGGACCGCAGCCGGGCUAAGAGCCGGGGUCGCAGUCUGAGCCGCCCUCGCCGCAGGUCUAGAUCCAGGUCCAGAUCCAGUUCUAGAUCCAGGUCCAGAGGUAGGAGCCAUGGUCGGUCCUCGCCAAGUCGGAACCGCAGCAAAAGCAGGAGGAGUCGAAGCAGCUCCAGCAGUAGCGCUGAACGAGGAAGCAGGAGAAACUUGAACCAGCUGCGAGGCGUUGGCCGCAGGAAGGCACUGGAGGACACUUGGAGUCUGCCCACCAAGUCCAUACUGAAGAAACACGGCGAAAACGAAGACUCGUCAUCACUAAAGAGCACAGACUCGCCGAGAGAAGCAGCGGGGUCCACCAUUUCUACCGUGGCCGAGCAACUGCUGCAGGCUUGCAGAGGGAUGGAGCCGGCCGCCAUGGCGUCCAUGUUGAUGCAGCUGCAGUCCGACCCGCUGAUCGCUCAGAGUGUGGACAUCAAGGAGAUCGUCAACCUACUGGACGCCGGCAUGAGCGGAAGAGCAGAGAGCCCAGAAAAGACGGCGGCGGACAUGGACGACGAGGAGAAGUUCCUGUACGGGGAGUCUCUGGAGCCCAAAUAUUCGGCGCAGUCUCAGCCGGCCCAGAGCCACACGUUUGAUCUUUACGAGGACGUAACGGAGGAGGCGCUGUACAGCGAUUAUCUGCCUCGCGCCGCCUCCCCCAUGUAUGGCACCCCACCUGUGGCGUUGCCCCACCUCCAGGCCUCUCCUACCACCAGCGACGUGGACUCCAUCUGGCCUCCCUCCGGCCUCAAGCCCAACAGUACCGCCCCGGCGUCGACUUCUGCCCCCGAGUCAGAAGAAGUGACGCACAAGCAGGAUUUGGACGAGUACCAGAACAUCCAGGACUUGCUGAAAACCAUCGGCUUGGACCUCGGCGUGACCGAGAUAACUAAAAUGGCCGCCAGGACCAAGGAGCGACUGGAGGGAAACAAGCCCGCCCGCAAGACGCCGACGAAGCGCAGACGCCACUCGUCCAGCAGCUCGGAGGACAGCCGCGGGAGGCGGAGCCACAGUAGGAGUAGUAGCAGCAGCAACAGCUCGGGCUCCAGCGGCGACGACGCCGCACGCGCCGCCUCCAAAGAGUCGCAGCAGCAAGCGUCCGACACCACGACGGCACUGCCCGUUCUGCCCGUCCCCUCCUACCCCCCACCCCAGGUGCACAACAUGAUUCCCGCCGCCUACGGCCAGUACGUCGGCUUUGUGCCAUACACACAGCCGCAGUGGUCGCCCAUGUACCCGGCCCCCAACAACUUCCACCCCUCCCUGCCGUACAACCAACAGCCACCCCUCGAGCGCAAGGUCAAAGCGUCUCCCGUCCUCGUCCAGGUGUCGAAGCAGGAAAACAAUGAGAGCGAGAAGCAGAAGGUACUGGAGGAGCGUGAGAACCUGAAACAGGAGCGGGACAUGCGGAUGAAAAAGAAGGAAUACUUCAUUAAAGAAUUGGAGGAGCUACGCAAGCAGCAAGGUGAGCUGCUGAGGAAGAAGAGGCGAGAGAAAGACGGCCACAAAGACCCGCUGCUGCAGGAGAUCGGCCGCCUGCAGGAGGACAUCAUCGAACGGAUCUCCAACCUCCGCAAGGAGCACGAGGCAGCCGAGAAGAAACACAGCGAGAUCGACAAAGUGGCGUUCAUCCUGGGUCUGAGCGCUUCCGACCGCCCCCGCAGGCUGGCUGACGCGCAGGAGGACGACGCCUCGCAGCCCCGCAGCAAAAUGCAGGCGAUCGAGCACAGCCCUGGACGCCAACAAGAUGGCAGCAUGUCUCAGAAGCAGAAAGUCCCGGAACCCAAGCCGCCGGUCAUUUCACAGACUCCGCCCCCUGACCUGUUUGAGUACUACGACGCCGGCAACCACUGGUGUAAAAACUGUAACACCACCUGCGGCUCCAUGUUUGAUUUUUUUACCCACUUGCACAGCAAAACGCACUGGAAGACGCUGGACCCUUACCACAGGCCUUGGGCUUCGUCGCCGUCCAAAGUCCUUCAGAGCAAACCACCAACAGAAGAGAAGCUAACAAAACCAGCCAAAGGUUCGGAGUUCCUACUUCCUGUCCGAGGAUUUUUCUGUCUGCUGUGUAAGAAGUUCUUUGGAGACGGCAUAUGUGCAGAAGAGCACACCACCACUCACUUUCACAACGACUGCUACAAGAAAAAAUUUUACGAGAAUCCGCUGUACGAGCAGAGAAGGAACCUGGACAGGCAAGCCGGACUGGUCGCCGACGCGACUGCAAAGAAGCUGAAGGACAAAAGCGGCAAAAAGAAAGCCAAGAAAGAAAAACAAGAUGAAAAGCGUGCAUUGAAAGUGGAACAAGAGGAAGAGAAGGCAAAAGCUCUGAAGAUAGAGGAGUUCAAAAUGAGCAAGACUCGAGAUGAGCACAGUCCUUGUCCCAGCAAGAAAUACGAGGAUGAAAAGUACGAGUCCAAGAAGAAGGACAAGUGCUAUCCUGACAGAGAGGAAGACGUCAGGCUCAAGUACAGCAGGAGACAUGAGGAGGAGCCAGGUAUCCGUCGUUAUCGACAUCACAGACAGGAAGAGGACAAGUACGACCGACGGCCCCGAUACGACCCGAGAGACGAGGACAAGCACAAAUUUGCGAAAUAUUCCGAGGGCUAUUCCAAACACGAGGGUGAACGAGAAGUCAGUAGCGUGGAGAACACGUCGAACAAAAGCCAAGCUACGCUAGAAGCAAACAAGCAACCGAAGCCUUACGAUCCGCCGAAAGUCAUGAGUGGACCGAGUCCGGCAAUGAGAGCUAAACUCCGCAAGCAAAGCUUGGAAGCCACCAAGCACGCGGCUGUGACCUCGGCGCCUACCUUUGGGAGGUUUACUUGGAAGAAAAAGGAGAGUCAGCUGGCUCUGGAUGCCAAGAAAGAGGCCGCCCAGUUCGUCAAGGAGGAGGAAGAAUCCUUGAAGAAAGCCAAAGCUGACGGUAGUUCCACUGCCGACACUUUUGCAAAGUCCGUAGCCCUCGCCCAAGAGAUCACUCAAAAGAUGUGUGGGGAUAGAAGGACCAUGCCUUUGGCGUCAAAGGGGGUCAAACAAUCUCAGAUCCGACCCAACUUUCCUGUCCCUGCCUCAGAAUUCAAUACAACAGUCAUGACGGGAAAAGCCGCACAGUUCGUAAAACCCCAGAGCUCAGGUAGUCCAACAGAGACUAAACCUAUUUUCGCAGCUUCUAACACAAAGUUUGGUCCUCAUCCCCCUGUGGUCCCCAGACCAGUUCUGACUGUCUCUCAGCCUGCCUCGUUAGUCCCCAGCCUCGCUCGUGCUGUGUCUCCGCCUGCCUCCUCAGUCCCCAGCCUAGUAUCGUCUGUGUCUCAGCCUGCCUCCUCAAUCCCUAGCCUAGCUCCGACUGUGUCUCAGCCUGCCUCCUCAAUUCCCAGAUCUGCUUUGCUUGUGUCAAAUUCUGCCUUCUCAGUUUCCAAAGCAUCUCCACCCGCAUCUUUAUCGUUAACUAUUCCUGAUCCGAAACUGUCUGGGCUUGAGCCAUUGGUGGCUGACCCAGUUCCCCAAGAAUCGAAACCUAACACAGCAGAUGCCGCUAUAUUUGAAACAUCAACAAACGAGCCAGAUGUGACAGCUCCCGGUGUCCCCGAGAGUGAGCAGACUCAGGCCGUGUUUGUCAAGCCCCCACCGUUCAUCAACACAAGUGAAGGAUCUAAGAGGUCUGAGAAACCAAAAAGUAACCUGGCUGCAGCUAAAGCCCAGGACUUAUUUGGUAUCUUCUACAGCAGCAUAGACAAACUAGGACCUUUGUCGUUUACAAAGUCGACUACAGCCAACAGAGGUGAAAAGAGUAGCACCCAGUCCAUUAGCAGUCCUUCUCCAAGCCAACAAGCUCCACAACCUUCUAACACACCUCAGCAGACACAAAAUGGUUUGCCACAAACCCCAGAACCAGAGUCUCAGUUAGAUAUUCAUAUUGAAUCUGCUUGGUCUUUACAGACUGGCUUGAACUUAGCAUCUGAGAGGGUUCAGAGUCCGCAUGAUCAUGAACCUGCUAAGACAGCACCCACGUCACAAAGUCAGCAUGAGGAAAAAACAGAUUCCAAACCCAAAAUACUCAAUACCCCAAUACAAGACCUUCUAGAACCUGCUGAUAUAGCAGCACCCACGUCACAAAGUCAAGAACAGGAAAAAACAGUUCCCGAACCCAAAAUACUCGAUGAUACCCCACUUCAAGACUUUCCAGAACCUGUUAGGAUAGCACCCACGUCACAAAGUCCACAUGAGGAAAUAAACGUUUCUGAACCCAAAAUAUACGAUGAUACCCCAAUUCAAGACCUUCCAGAACCUGUUAGGAAAGCACUCAUGUCACAAAGUCAGGAACAGGAAAAAACUGUUUCCGAACCCAAAAUAAACAAUGAUACCCCAAAUCAAGACCUUCCAGAACCUGCUAGGAUAGCACCCACGUCACAAAGUCAACAUGAGGAAAAAAACUUUUCUGAAACCAAAAUACCCAACGAUACCCCAAUUCAAGACCUUCCUGAACCUGAUAAGAUAACACCUACGUCACAAAGUCAGGAACAGGAAAAAACAGUUUCUGAAUCCAAAAUACACAACGAUACCCCAAUUCAAGACCUUCUAGAAACACCUCCAGUAACGGAUCAUGAAUCCACACCUUGUCUUGGCUCUGAAAGAAAAACUGCUCAAAAGAGAAGUCCUCCCGUUUGCAUCACCCCUGUACGACAAACACGAUCCAAAACCAGAUCCCAGACCAGGCAGCAGCAUUUUCAUGUCCAGUCAGAACCAGAGCCGGCCUUGGGAGUUUCUGACUUAAACAUCGUGGAAUUCUUGGAUCAGGACUCUGGGCCACAUCAAGCACGCAAGGAGAUUCCCGAAGCGAUGGAAACAUCUGAAAAUGUGGACGUGACCCUUCCAGACUCCCAGUUGACUUUUGAGUUAGACGGGGUCGGACUGAGAAUCCGGGACGAUGAAUUCAGUCAAUGAAAUUUCCAGGAUCAUGGAUCCACAGGAUCAAACUUUUGUCUGCUGAGAAUAGUUGCUUUUGGAACGCUCUUACUUUUGAUCCCAGAUUCCAUUACAGUUUUUCUUCUGUUAUACAGGGAUUAGUCUGGUCCUGACAGAGACCCAUUCAGUGUUUUUUAUUUUAUUUAAAAAAAAACAACAUCUGUCAUUCCAAAGUUGUAAAGAAAGUAGAGGAAGACCUUGGCGUGUGCUCAAUCCAGGAAGGAGAUGAAUUCCCUCAGUGUACAUAAUUCACAUCCGUUAGUCUAAAGUUGUUUUUAUUAAAAGUUCCUCUGAGGAAAAACUGCUGCUUCUUGUGAU